Effrenium voratum is the source of this 2205-nucleotide messenger RNA. The record is from the annotation of a GenBank genome assembly. Lineage: Eukaryota; Dinophyceae; Suessiales; Symbiodiniaceae.
CUAGUAGGUUCUUCCGCGGCUUGCCAUGGAGCCGAUUUCUGCACAGCAGGUGCUGCAGGCGGCUUUUGGUGAGGAGGAGGAAGUGCAGGUGUGGAAUUUCGACCCUGCGCGCGGCGAGGCAGCCUUGUGUCGUGUUUGGCUCCGGCGCGGAUCUUGCAAGUGGGGCGCGCUGUGCCGCCACGGCCAUGAUAUAGACCUCUCUGCAUAUUCUUUGCGCGCGCGGCGCGGGGCGGCUAUGCCUCACCUGGUGAGGGGCGAUGCCAAGGCCUCCUUGGAAUCGGAUACCGUGGCCUUCGUUGUAUGUGGCAACAGGGCGGUCUAUGACUAUGAAGACCCCUGGGUGGCACAGCGCUUCCUGGCUCCAGAGACAGCAGGCACGCACUUGUGGUCGUUGCUUCCCCUGGAGCUGGCGGUGCAAACGCUGUGGAGCGCCGGAUCCUCUGGUGCGCAGGCACUCCUGACCUGCAAGGACUGGCACCAACGUGAAAUCUCGCAGAAGAUGCGAGAGCUGACCUACCAGGAAGCUACAGGAGCCGAAUUUCCGGACUGCUCCGCUCGGGAACUUAGUGAGGUCAUGCUGGCCAGGAGAUUGCUGCUGUCCGCACAAGCAUUCAGCACGAAAUCCGACUACCAGUGCUCUCCUGUGGCGCAAGUGCCGCAGCCAGCGCCCUGCUUGGCUGUGCUGCUGGACGAGGCCGUGGUGUUCGCAGUUCUCCAAAGCGGGGAGAUCCGCUGUCACCGAAGCAGCACAGGUCAGCUGCUGGCCAGCUCACCCCGCCUUAGCAAGGGCCGCCUUCUUCAGGCGGCCACGCUGGGCAAGGCCUUUAUCCUAGGCGAUGAUCAUGGGGGAGUUCACUUGGUGCAGCGGGAUGAUCUUAGCGAGACAAAGCAGCUCCGUUCCAGCGGCAAAUCUGCUAUUUGUGCGCUCGCGGCGCUGAAGGCCAACCAAGAGGCGUACCUAUGUGCCAGCAUGGAUGGCAGCCUGGAACUUAUCCAGGUGUCCGACGAAGAUUCCAGGAUUCAGCUGCUGGCCGAACUGGGCGCCUUUUCUAUGGCGCCAGCUCUUUGCGCCUUUGCCGUGGGUGAGGAGCGUGUGCUGGUGAGCGCGGGCCCUCACCACCUGUGGACCUGGUCGCCCGGCGGACUGAAAGCUGUGGCGCAGAGCCGGUGGAGCGGGCAAGGCAUUUGCCAUUCCUGCAGCUUGAACGACAAGCUGGUCAUUGCUACCACUGCCUGUUGCCGCCUACAGUGGUGGUCGCUGAAUGGCGAGGAGCUGAGGCCUGCUCGAUCCAUCCGGACUGAGGACGGUGAAACCCAGGCAUUUCGGGCAAGCAAUGUCGGCAAAGUGGUGGACCUUUGCGCGUAUGGCGACAUUUGUGCGUCGCUGCAUGCCAACCUGACGCAUCCCAACCUGACGGUGGUGCUGUGGCAGGGAUCAUCGAAAGCAGAGGUGGCCCGAAUAGAAGUUAGCGGCCUGGGCCAAAGCCUGGCGUUGGGCGCCGGGUGCCUGGCCAUCGCCAGCUUCGCAGGAGCUGGGCGGUCAAGGGCGGGCACCAAUGUUUUGCACCUGGCCACGCAGCCACUCUUCGUAGAGAAGGUGCUGAAGGAGCCCAAGAAAAGCAAGCCUGCCAAGAUGUUCGCGCACAAGAGCAAAGGAGGCUACAAGAACUUGAAGACAAAACACGCCAGGUAGCAGUGAGCUGCGCACCGCGUUGAACAGCACAUGCAGCACAUGUGUUAUGGCUCGAGGCUAAGCACGAUGUGGGAAGACUGCGGGCAAACGACCUACCUGUGAUAUCCCCUUGGGAAUUGCAUUGAUUGUGGCAGGCUGUUUGGAAUUAUCCCUAACCUAGGACGGCAGCCAGCAGUCGAUUUUCACUGGGCCUGCAGCUGACAAGAGGCCUGGGCAAACUGAUGAGCCACGUGGUGUCCCGUGUUUUUCUUGAUCUAGAAUCAUUGGCUCAUUGUUUUUUGCUUGUUUUCUUUUUCAGAACCCAGCCAACUGCUCAGCUGAUGUACAGCUCGGCCUUUUCUGGCGCACUCGUGCCAAAAGCGAAAAGUCGGCCCGAAAUUGAGUUCAACUUCGAACUCUUGGCAGCCAUGCUGUUGCCAUGCCCCCGUGAUACUGUGACCUUUGUUGCAUGCACGUUUAGUCUAGAUGUUCUGCCUGAACAGUUUGAAAAUAGAAUAUCGAUUCAAUAGGCG